GCCACUUUCCUUGUCCCUUCCUCGUAAGUCACCCAGAUUUUGCUCCGCGCGAAUAGGUUUCUGUCUCCCCAGGCUCUGGCCCUCCCACUCAGAUUCCGAAGGGGUUUGACGCGCGACCUUUUUCUCCCCCUCCAUCCCAUCCUCGUCCCCUCCCUCCCAUCCCUAUCGCCCAGCUCCCCAGCUUGAGUGCUAGCUCCUGCUACUGGGCUAGCUCCUGUUGGCCGGUUUUUUUUUUUUUUUUUUUUUUUUUUUUUUUUUUUUUUUGCCUCCGGCCCCGCUCCCCCGCUGCCUUCCACCAGGGAUCUGUCCCGGGCCGCAGCCUCCUGAGCCCCUGGGCCUCGCUUCCAGUUCUAGUGGUUCCCGGUCCCCUCGAUCGCCCCUGCACGCAAUCCUCUCCCCCGCCCCCCUCAGUGGCCCAAGCGCUAUGCUCGCCCCUUGAUCGCCCAGCAUACAGCAGGCUCGGCCGCCCGCCCGCGCGCCACUGUGCACUGGAGUUUGGUGGAAUCUCUGCUGACGUCACGACACUCCGCACACGGAGUCGGAGCAGAGGGGAGAGAGAGGGAUGAGAGCGAGGGAGGGGAGAGAGAGUGCGAGACCGAGAGAGAAAGACGGAGAGCAGCAGACAGAAACUGCCCGCACCCGCUAGCUUUAGCAGCCCUCAGCGUGGACCCUCUCGCAACUUGGCACCCUCAAGAUCCCUGCGGUUCCAACCAGACCCGCUCCACGGCGCUGGCUGUGCAGCCCGAGCCUCGGCCGCCUGGCAGUCACCCUGGGAAGCGGUGGGACGGGGAGACAGCCGUUCUCUCUGGUAGCCGAUAACGGGGAAUGGAGACCAAUUGUCGCAAACUAGUGUCGGCCUGUGUGCAAUUAGGCGUGCAGCCGGCGGCCGUUGGAUGUCUCUUCUCCAAAGACUCUGAAAUCAAAAAGGUCGAGUUCACGGACUCUCCCGAGAGCCGGAAAGAGGCAGCCAGCAGCAAGCUGUUCCCGCGGCAGCACCCCGGCGCCAAUGAGAAAGAUAAGGGCCAGCAGGGAAAGAAUGAGGAUGUGGGCGCAGAGGACCCGUCCAAGAAGAAGCGGCAACGCCGGCAGAGGACUCACUUUACUAGUCAGCAGCUCCAGGAGCUGGAAGCCACUUUCCAGAGAAACCGCUACCCAGACAUGUCCACUCGCGAAGAAAUCGCCGUGUGGACCAACCUUACGGAAGCCCGAGUCCGGGUUUGGUUCAAGAAUCGCCGGGCCAAAUGGAGAAAGCGGGAGCGCAACCAGCAGGCCGAGCUGUGUAAGAAUGGCUUCGGGCCGCAGUUCAAUGGGCUCAUGCAGCCGUACGAUGACAUGUACCCCGGCUACUCGUACAACAAUUGGGCUGCCAAGGGCCUCACGUCAGCGUCUCUGUCCACCAAGAGCUUCCCCUUCUUCAACUCUAUGAACGUCAAUCCCCUAUCCUCCCAGAGCAUGUUUUCCCCGCCCAACUCCAUCUCAUCCAUGAGUAUGUCGUCCAGCAUGGUGCCGUCCGCGGUGACCGGCGUCCCGGGCUCCAGCCUCAAUAGCCUGAAUAACUUGAACAACCUGAGCAGCCCGUCGCUGAAUUCCGCGGUGCCCACGCCCGCCUGUCCUUACGCGCCGCCGACUCCUCCGUACGUUUAUAGGGACACAUGUAACUCGAGCCUGGCCAGUCUGAGACUAAAAGCAAAGCAACACUCCAGCUUCGGCUACGCCAGCGUGCAGAACCCGGCCUCCAACCUGAGCGCUUGCCAGUAUGCGGUCGACCGGCCGGUGUGAACCGCGCCCAGGGCGCGGGAUUCCGAGGACUGUCGGAGUGGGCAACUCUGCCCGAGAAAGACUGAGAAUUGUGCUAGAAGGUCGUGCGCACUACGGGGAGAAAGAGGGGGGGACAAAAGAGAUCAGAGGAAAAGAAACCACUGAAUUCAAAGAGAGAGAGCGCCUUUGAUUUCAAAGGAAUGCCCCCAAGUGUCUGCCAUCUUCCGCUGAAAGUAUUCCCAACAGUUGGAGGACGCGUGCACCAACAAAUGUUUGACUGGAUAUGACAUUUUAACAUUACUAUAAGCUUGUUAUUUUUUAAGUUUAGCAUUGUUAACAUUAAAAUGACUGAAAGGAUGUAUAUAUAUCGAAAUGUCAAAUUAAUUUUAUAAAAGCAGUUGUUAGUACUCUCACGACAGUGUUUUUAAAGGCUAGGCUUUAAAAUAAAGCAUGUUAUCCAGAAUCAGUUAGGAUUUUUCGCUUGCGAGCAAAGGAAUGUAUAUACUAAAUGCCACACUGUAUGUUUCUAACAUAUUAUUAUUAUAAAAAAUGUGUGAAUAUAAGUUUUAGAGUAGUUUCUCUGGUGGAUGCCUUGUUUCUGAAACUGCUACGUACAACCUAUCCUGUGUAUAACAUUUCGUACGAUAUUGUUUUACUUUUCAGCAAAUAUGAAAAAAUGUGUUUUAUUUCUUGGGAGUAAAAUAUACCGCAUACAAA
Rattus norvegicus (Norway rat) is the source of this 2475-nucleotide messenger RNA. RefSeq names its product paired-like homeodomain 2 (gene Pitx2). Gene Ontology annotation, cellular component: nucleus; cytoplasm. Gene Ontology annotation, biological process: system development; animal organ morphogenesis; regulation of DNA-templated transcription. Lineage: Eukaryota; Metazoa; Chordata; Mammalia; Rodentia; Muridae. Gene Ontology annotation, molecular function: DNA-binding transcription factor activity, RNA polymerase II-specific; DNA binding; DNA-binding transcription factor activity. The record is from RefSeq and is a predicted model, not a curated record.